Molecule: messenger RNA, 1671 nt
Organism: Diorhabda sublineata
Lineage: Eukaryota; Metazoa; Arthropoda; Insecta; Coleoptera; Chrysomelidae
Exons: 2
Coding region: 1-1671 (556 amino acids)
Source: RefSeq, a predicted model, not a curated record
AUGAAUGUUCAAAAUAGCAGAGAUAAUUUGAAGGUUGGAGGGUUGAAGCAACCAAAAUCGAGAAAUCCAUCGAUUCAGCAACCAAAAUCGAGAAAUCCAUCGAAUCAACAACCAAAAUCGAGAAAUCCAUCGAAUCAACAACCAAAAUCGAGAAAUCCAUCGAUUCAGCAACCAAAAUCGAGAAAUCCAUCGAAUCAACAACCAAAAUUGAGAAAUCCAUCGAUUCAGCAACCAAAAUCGAGAAAUCCAUCGAUUCAACAACCAAAAUCGAGAAAUCCAUCGAUUCAGCAACCAAAAUCGAGAAAUCCAUCGAUUCAGCAACCAAAAUCGAGAAAUCCAUCGAUUCAGCAACCAAAAUCGAGAAAUCCAUCGAAUCAACAACCAAAAUCGAGAAAUCCAUCGAAUCAACAACCAAAAUCGAGAAAUCCAUCGAUUCAGCAACCAAAAUCGAGAAAUCCAUCGAAUCAACAACCAAAAUCGAGAAAUCCAUCGAUUCAGCAACCAAAAUCGAGAAAUCCAUCGAAUCAACAACCAAAAUCGAGAAAUCCAUCGAAUCAACAACCAAAAUCGAGAAAUCCAUCGAUUCAGCAACCAAAAUCGAGAAAUCCAUCGAAUCAACAACCAAAAUCGAGAAAUCCAUCGAUUCAGCAACCAAAAUCGAGAAAUCCAUCGAAUCAACAACCAAAAUCGAGAAAUCCAUCGAUUCAGCAACCAAAAUCGAGAAAUCCAUCGAAUCAACAACCAAAAUCGAGAAAUCCAUCGAUUCAGCAACCAAAAUCGAGAAAUCCAUCGAUUCAACAACCAAAAUCGAGAAAUCCAUCGAUUCAGCAACCAAAAUCGAGAAAUCCAUCGAUUCAGCAACCAAAAUCGAGAAAUCCAUCGAUUCAGCAACCAAAAUCGAGAAAUCCAUCGAAUCAACAACCAAAAUCGAGAAAUCCAUCGAUUCAACAACCAAAAUCGAGAAAUCCAUCGAUUCAGCAACCAAAAUCGAGAAAUCCAUCGAUUCAGCAACCAAAAUCGAGAAAUCCAUCGAUUCAGCAACCAAAAUCGAGAAAUCCAUCGAUUCAACAACCAAAAUCGAGAAAUCCAUCGAUUCAGCAACCAAAAUCAAGAAAUCCAUCUAUUCAGCAACCAAAAUCGAGAAAUCCAUCGAUUCAACAACCAAAAUCGAGAAAUCCAUCGAUUCAGCAACCAAAAUCGAGAAAUCCAUCUAUUCAGCAACCAAAAUCGAGAAAUCCAUCGAUUCAGCAACCAAAAUCGAGAAAUCCAUCGAUUCAACAACCAAAAUCGAGAAAUCCAUCUAUUCAGCAACCAAAAUCGAGAAAUCCAUCGAUUCAGCAACCAAAAUCGAGAAAUCCAUCGAUUCAACAACCAAAAUCGAGAAAUCCAUCUAUUCAGCAACCAAAAUCGAGAAAUCCAUCGAUUCAGCAACCAAAAUCGAGAAAUCCAUCGAUUCAGCAACCAAAAUCGAGAAAUCCAUCGAUUCAGCAACCAAAAUCGAGAAAUCCAUCGAUUCAACAACCAAAAUCGAGAAAUCCAUCGAUUCAGCAACCAAAAUCAAGAAAUCCAUCUAUUCAGCAACCAAAAUCGAGAAAUCUAUCGAUUCAACAACCAAAAUCGAGAAAUCCAUCGAUUCAACAACCAAAAUCGAGAAAUCCAUCGAUAAAAUAA